This is a messenger RNA of Trichomonas vaginalis G3, 321 nucleotides long. Its product is annotated as organellar and viral DNA polymerase type B. NCBI's taxonomy places the organism in Eukaryota, Parabasalia, Trichomonadida, Trichomonadidae. The record is from RefSeq and is a predicted model, not a curated record. The coding region runs from base 1 to 321 and encodes 106 amino acids. The transcript has a single exon.
AUGAACCCGCAAUGUUCUAAAUGUAAGGCAGCAAUAAGGAAAUAUAACUAUUCAGUAAAAGAGAUAGAAAGAAUGCGAAACGACUAUGCAGACUUAAAGAAAGAAGCAGAGAAGCCGGUAGAAGAUAAAAUGAACAUGUUAGAAUUUCUGAACAAAAACUAUCCAACUGCUGACGAUUUCCUUCUAUCUGAUGUCAAGAAGAAGUAUAAAGAAACCUUCGGCAUUGAUAAAACUUUUGAUAUCCUCAGCGAAGAAAUAGAAGCUACAAAACUGUUUAGAAUCUCACGAAUUCAUAACGUUUACCAUGUAAAACGGUUAUAA